UUGAAGCAGAAGUUUAUAAAGGAACGUGCGAAUCAAGAAUUCUUGUUCAAGAAGAUUUGCAGCUACCACCACCCUUUCUCUAUACACACCGAUAUAUAUAUAUAUAUGUGUGUGUGUGCGUGUUGGUUGAAAUAAAAAAGUUAGUUAAAGUGUCUUAAAAAGUUGUUGCGCAAUAUAUAUACAUACAAGUGUUAGUAAGUGUAGACAUCAUUGGUUAGAAUGGGAGGAGGAGAAGAGGCCUCCAGUUCUGCACCGCCGGAAAAAGAAGGGCAGACGGUGCCGUUUCACCGGCUGUUCGCCUUUGCUGAUUCUGUGGAUAAACUGCUGAUGAUAGUUGGUUCAGUGGGUGCGGUUGGGAAUGGAUUGUGUAUGCCUCUUAUGACAAUCUUUUUUGGGGAACUCAUUGAUUCUUUCGGCCAAAACCAAACCGAUAACGACGUCGUUUCCGUUGUCUCUAAGGUUGCACUUAAGUUCGUGUAUUUGGCUAUAGGAUGUGGCGUAGCAGCAUUUCUUCAGGUGGCAUGCUGGAUGAUCACCGGAGAAAGGCAGGCUGGCAGAAUUCGGAGUCUAUAUCUGUCAACAAUUUUGAGGCAAGAUGUUGCUUUCUUUGAUAAGGAAAGUAAUACAGGAGAAGUGGUUGGAAGAAUGUCUGGUGACACUGUGCUUAUUCAAGACGCCAUGGGUGAGAAGGUUGGCAAGUUUCUUCAAUUAGUCUCAACAUUCUUGGGAGGUUUUGUGAUCGCCUUCAUUAAAGGAUGGCUUCUCACCCUCGUCAUGUUAUCAUCCAUUCCUCUGAUGGUUGUAUCGGGAGGCGUCAUGUCUCUUUUCCUGUCCAAGAUGGCAUCCCGCGGCCAAGAAGCGUAUGCUAAGGCCGCCACUUUAGUUGAACAGACCAUUGGCGGAAUCAGAACGGUUGCGUCAUUUACUGGGGAGAAGCAAGCUGUGGAUGACUACGACAAGUCCCUCGUCAAGGCCUAUAAAUCGGGGACGCACGAAGGGCUGGCCACUGGGCUGGGGCUUGGAUCAUUUAUGUUCAUCAUAUUUGGCAGUUAUGCUUUGGCUAUCUGGUACGGUGGCAAGCUGAUCUUGGAGAAGGGAUACACAGGUGGUGAGGUGAUCAACGUGAUCACCGCCGUGCUCACUGGUUCCAUGUCUCUUGGACAAGCAUCGCCUUGCAUGUCGGCGUUUGCUGCGGGGCGAGCAGCAGCGUUCAAGAUGUUUGAGACCAUAAAGAGGAAGCCCGAGAUAGAUGCAUACGACACAAGUGGGGUGAUACCAGAAGACAUCCGUGGGGAUAUAGAGUUUAGAGACGUGCAUUUCAGUUAUCCGGCUAGGCCUAACGAGCAGAUAUUCAGAGGGCUGAAUCUAUCGAUUUCGAGUGGUCUGACAGUGGCUCUGGUUGGGCAGAGUGGGAGUGGGAAAUCAACUGUGAUAAGUUUGAUAGAGAGGUUCUAUGACCCUGAACACGGUGAAGUUGUGAUUGAUGGGAUAAAUCUGAAGCAACUCCAGCUCAAGUGGAUUAGGUCCAAAAUAGGGCUUGUGAGUCAAGAACCUGUGCUUUUCACAGCCAGCAUUAAAGAGAAUAUUGCAUAUGGCAAGGAUGGUGCAACAGUUGAGGAGAUCAAGGCAGCAGCAGAGCAGGCCAAUGCUGCUAAAUUCAUCGAUAAACUGCCCCAGGGACUUGAUACCAUGGUAGGUGAACACGGAGCUCAGCUUUCGGGUGGACAGAAACAACGAGUAGCCAUAGCUAGAGCGAUAUUGAAGGAUCCGAGGAUCCUACUGUUGGAUGAGGCUACAAGUGCACUGGAUGCAGAAUCAGAAAGAGUUGUGCAGGAGGCAUUAGACAGAAUCAUGGUGAACAGAACAACUGUGGUUGUGGCACAUCGAUUGAGCACAGUCAGGAAUGCCAAUACUAUUGUUGUCAUUCACCAAGGCAAGGUCGUUGAGAAAGGGACACAUUCGGAACUACUUGAAGACCCUCAAGGGGCGUAUUCUCAGCUCGUACGCUUGCAAGAAGUAAACAGAGACGACGCAGACAAAGAAAGACCAGACACCAGCCUCAAUUUGGAGAGUCGAAAUAUGUCACUCAAACGUUCCAUAAGUCGAGCCUCGUCUAGCAGCCGUCAUCAUUCAUUGUCAUUCACAAUUGGUCUGCCUACAACAACAACAACAACAACAAUACUCGAUGUCACAGAAUCUUCUGCACAAGACAAAUCACAUCUUAAGCCAAAAGUCCCCCUCCGACGCCUUGCCUAUCUCAACAAGCCAGAGAUACCUGUUCUCAUAGCAGGAGUCGUCUUCGCCAUUAUCAAUGGCGCCAUAAUGCCAAUCUUCGGCAUACUAAUAUCGAGUGCCAUCGAAUCAUUCUACCAACCUCCAAGCGAACUGCGCAAGGAUUCCAAGUUCUGGGCCAUCAUAUUCAUGGUCCUCGGGGUGGUGUCGCUGAUUGCGUAUCCAGCAAGGACGUAUCUCUUCGGCGUGGCAGGGAACAAGCUGAUCAGGAGAAUCAGGCUGAUGUGCUUCGAGAAGGUGGUGAACAUGGAGGUGGGGUGGUUUGAUGAGGGGGACCACUCCAGUGGGAUGAUCGGAGCGAGGCUCUCUGCUGAUGCUGCUACCGUGAGAGCUCUGGUUGGUGACGCGCUUGCGCAGAUUGUUCAAGAUUUUUCCUCAUUAGUUGCGGGGGUAGCCAUUGCCUUCGAAGCAAGCUGGCAGUUAGCCCUAAUCGUCCUCGUCAUGCUGCCUCUCAUAGGGGUCAACGGGUAUGUGCAGAUCAAGUUCAUGAAAGGCUUCAGCGCAGAUGCAAAGGCUAUGUACGAAGAGGCGAGUCAGGUGGCCAAUGAUGCGGUUGGGAGUAUAAGAACAGUUGCGUCAUUCUGUGCGGAGGAGAAGGUGAUGGAGAUGUACAGAGUGAAAUGUGAAGGGCCUAUGAGCAGUGGGAUUAAGCAGGGAUUGAUUAGUGGAAUAGGUUUUGGCAUAUCCUUUGCCCUGCUGUUUCUCGUCUACGCUACCAGCUUCUACGCAGGAGCUCGUCUCGUUGAGGAUGGCAAGAUCACAUUCUCUGAUGUAUUUCGAGUUUUCUUUGCCCUAACCAUGGCAGCAGUAGCAAUCUCUCAAUCGAGCUCUUUCGCGCCGGAUUCAAGUAAAGCUAAGGUUGCAGCAGCUUCCAUAUUCGCCAUUCUCGAUGGGAAAUCGAAGAUCGAUCCAAGCGAUGAAUCUGGCACCAAACUGGACGUAGUAAAGGGAGAUAUCGAGCUCAAACACGUGAGCUUCAAAUACCCCACGCGCCCCGACGUGCACAUCUUCAGAGACCUCUCUUUGACAAUUCAUGGCGGCAAGACAGUAGCUCUGGUUGGAGAAAGCGGGAGCGGCAAAUCGACGGUGAUAUCUCUGCUACAGAGAUUCUACGAUCCAGAUUCAGGGCACAUAACCCUAGACGGGAUGGAGAUCCGAAAAUUGCAGCUGAAAUGGUUGAGGCAGCAGAUGGGGCUGGUUAGCCAAGAGCCGGUGCUGUUCAACGACACGAUCCGUGCCAACAUAGCGUACGGGAAGGAAGGGGAGGCGACGGAGGCGGAAAUCAUAGCGGCGGCGGAGCAAGCGAAUGCGCACAAAUUCAUAAGCGGGCUGCAGCAGGGGUACGACACGGUGGUGGGGGAGCGUGGGGUGCAGCUGUCGGGGGGGCAGAAGCAGCGCGUGGCGAUCGCGCGUGCCAUCAUAAAGAGCCCUAAGAUACUGCUGCUGGAUGAGGCCACCAGCGCGUUGGACGCCGAGUCGGAGAGGGUGGUGCAGGACGCGCUUGAUCAGGCCAUGCUCAACCGGACUACGGUGGUGGUGGCGCACAGGCUGUCCACCAUCAAGACGGCGGAUGUGAUCGCGGUGGUGAAGAACGGAGUGAUAGCGGAGAAGGGGAAGCAUCAGAGUUUAAUUAGCAUCAAAGACGGAAUUUACGCUUCAUUAGUCGCACUUCACGUCACUGCAGUUAAACACUAAUUUUUUUGCUUUUAUUUUUUUUCAUGCAAUUUUGCAUACAUGUAAACCUUAAGCUUAUACAAAAUGUAAUUUCUGGUGCCAUUAUUAUACUGUAUAAUAUACUUAUGAAACGAUAUAAAAUAAGUGUUCUUUCAUAAAUUA
Messenger RNA from Salvia miltiorrhiza (redroot sage), 4128 nucleotides. RefSeq names its product ABC transporter B family member 11-like. Gene Ontology annotation, biological process: transmembrane transport. The record is from RefSeq and is a predicted model, not a curated record. NCBI's taxonomy places the organism in Eukaryota, Viridiplantae, Streptophyta, Magnoliopsida, Lamiales, Lamiaceae. Bases 220 to 3987 code for a protein of 1255 amino acids. Gene Ontology annotation, molecular function: ATP hydrolysis activity; ATP binding; ABC-type transporter activity. Gene Ontology annotation, cellular component: membrane. The transcript has 7 exons.